Molecule: messenger RNA, 1582 nt
Organism: Paramecium octaurelia
Lineage: Eukaryota; Ciliophora; Oligohymenophorea; Peniculida; Parameciidae
Source: the annotation of a GenBank genome assembly
AUAAAAUAAGAAAGAAAUGCAUACCGUUGGAGAGAAUAAUGAAUAUGUAAUCAAUACAAAUAGCGUGGUCGGAAAGGGUAAUUACGGCAUUGUAUAUGGUUGCUACUGUAAAAAUAAUAGCUAAGUCUAAUUAUGUGCCAAAGUAUAUAUUCAUAUUAUUAUAAGAUCACUUAAAUAUAUAGCGAUAAUAAUUCUAAUAAAGAGUAAUAAGAGAAGAAUAUUCGCAGGGAAAAAUAAAUAACAGAAAUUGUUUAAAGAAAUAAAGAUAAUCAAAAUCUGGUCUAAGUUUAAUAUGUAAAAUAUGAUAAAGACACCUCAAAACUUAUUGUGAUAAUGGAAAAAUGUGCAUCUAAUCUUGAUAAGGAAUGGAAAGAGAUAAAUGUUUACUAAGAAGCUAUGGUUAUAGAUUUUCUAAGCUAAUUCUUAAAUGGUUAUAAAGCUUUGUACGAAUCAAAUGUGAUUCACAGAGAUAUUAAACCAGAAAACAUUCUAAUCUAAAAUAUUGAUGGUUAAAAGUUCUAUAGAUUGGCUGACUUUGGAAUUGGAAGAAUUUGCAAAAUAAAUGACUUUAAAUUAACAAAAGCAGGAACACCAUUUUAUGCAUCACCAGAAUUAAAUUCGUUGAUUUAAGAUUCUGAGUUAGAUAAUAAAUUUGGACUAAUGAAAUAAGACAAAUAGAAAAGUGUUUCUGAUGUUUAUUCUGUAUUUAUCUAAUUUUUAUUUAGCUUGGUAUACUAUUACAUUAAUUGGUGAUGGGAGGUUAUCCAUGUGAAACAACUCCAACAGGAAUUAGAUAAUUUAUGAACAAGAUUAAAGUUGAUAAAUUUAAACUGAAUGCAAGAAUUAAUCCAAAAUUAGCAGAUCUCAUUGAAAGAAUGAUUGUUUAUAAUCCAUAAGAAAGAAUGACAUUUGAUACUCUAUAUGAAGAGUGUAAUAGAUUUACAAUGAUGAGAUUGCCAGUUGCCAGGCCAGUUUUUAAACCAAUAAUGACCAAUCCAAAUAGUGCAAUAAAUCCUUAACCUUUUUUACCAAAACCUCCACAAAUAAAUAGUUAAUAAAUUCUACCUAAUUAAAUUUUAUUUGUAAAUCAACCUUCUGGUUAAGGCAUAAUUACAAUUCAACCUUCUAGUUAAGGCAUAAUUACAAAUCAACCUUCUGGUUUAGGCAUAAUUACAAAUCAACCUUCUGGUUAAGGCUUAAUUACAAAUCAACCUCCUGGUUAAGGCAUAAUUACACCUCAACUACUUCUUAAUACAAAAGAAGAAAUCUGCAAUUAUCUAAAAAAGAUUUUGUAAAUAUUUUAUCUAUUCAAGAAAAAUCCAUAAAAACACUUUAAGUCCUUAAUCCAUAAAGUGCUUUGAGGACUUUAUUUUAGAAAGGACUCCAUUAAGUGAAAUCGGAAAUUUAUAUAAUAAUUUUGACAAAACCUUAACUUAUACCCCAGAGGAGAUGUAAUUUUAUUACUGCUUAAAAUAUGGGAUGUUGGGUUAAUAAUAAAUAACUAGAAAGUAAUAUGAAGAUCAAAAAAGGGAUUUGUCUAAUUGAUAAUGAUUUAUAAAUAAUUAAAAUUUAAACAAUUUAU